Messenger RNA from Dendronephthya gigantea, 2085 nucleotides. RefSeq lists its product as uncharacterized. The coding region runs from base 747 to 1586 and encodes 279 amino acids. NCBI's taxonomy places the organism in Eukaryota, Metazoa, Cnidaria, Anthozoa, Malacalcyonacea, Nephtheidae. The record is from RefSeq and is a predicted model, not a curated record. The transcript is spliced from 2 exons.
AAAUCACAUCUCUCAAAAAGCCCCUUUUAACAAUCAGGUCAUUGAACGCCUUCAAGUUCGGGCAGAGUUCGGGUCACUCUGAAAUAUACAAAAUAGCUAGUAAUUAAAUUCUUCGUAAACAACAUGGCGGAAACAACUAUGGCAUGCAUUAUUCAUCACUCUAUAAGUGAUACGAAACCUGAUCAAUUAAAAAAAUUUACAUCCGUAACAUUAUCCAAAUUCUUCGAGUGCAGAAAAAUAUGGCUUGAAUUACAAGGCGAGCAAAAGGAAAUGGCGGGAAAGUCAUUCGAAUAUAUUUCCGAAUCGGAUGGACGGUUAAAGAUAUUCCUGGUACAUUUGAUCAACUAGCUGACCUUAUCUUGAAGAAAGUUAUCGGUGUUGCAAGGUUCAACAAUUCAAAACGAGUAGACUUUGUAUCGGACAGGUACCCUGAGAUUAGCACAAAGAAUGCAGAGAGGUUAAAUAGGGCAGCUUCUGGCACGCAAUCAGUUACAAUUCUGAAUGGUAAUCAAAAAGUUCCAAAACAGUGGAAAAAGUUUUUAAAUGUGGGUCGCAAUAAAGAGGAACUUAUCAAAUUUUUGGUAAAGCAAUGGAAAUUAGUCCCUGCCUUUGCACUGGAACCAAUUGAAGAAUUGUAUGUAACCUGUUCUGAAAAGUGUUUCUGCUAUAAACCACGGGAUGGAAAUACUUUGGUAGUUGAAGAAGUUCUACAACUUACUUCUGACCAUGAAGAAGCUGACUCAAAGAUGUUUUUACAUGCAAAGCAUGCAGCAGAAUUUUCAGACAAUGUUGUAAUCAGAAGCCCUGAUACUGAUGUCUUUAUUAUCGCCUUAACACUUGAAAGUACCAUUGAUUCCAGAUUAUUAUUUCAAACUGGCACAGGGAACAACUUAAGGAACAUUGAUGUUAAUAAAGUUGCUGAACACUAUGGUGAAAAGUGCUGCAAAGCACUUAUUGGCUUUCAUUUAUUCACAGGAUCCGACUCGACCAGUGCAUUUUUUGGAAAAGGGAAAGCAAGAACGUGGCAAGCUGCUAGAGCUGAUGAAGAGUAUUUGGAUGGUUUCAGUAGUUUAGGAGAGGAACUGGAUGUAUCAGAGGAAGUGUGUGCCAUCUUGGAAAAGUAUGUUUGUAACCUAUAUGGCCAACCGGAUGUGUCGUCAGUGAAUGAAGCCCGUUACAAGAUGUUUAAACUUGGAAAAUGCUCAGAAGAAUCUCUUCCCCCGAAUUUGGACAGCUUACAGCAACAUGUGCUCAGAGUCAACUAUGAAGCAUACAUAAGAAGACGAUCAACCAUCAACAAUAUUUCUGCACCGUCACCAAAUGGGUAUGGCUGGACUCUGGAUGGUAGUAAACUAGAUAUUAAAUGGGGGCUAAAAGAAUGUGCUCCAGAGAGUAUUUUGGAGUAUGUAAUGUGUCGAUGCAAAAAAGGUCGUUCCACCAAGCGAUGUUCAUGCCAAAAAGCAGAGUUACCCUGCACUGAGCUAUGUCAGUGCAGUGAGUGUAAAAAUGUCGAAAGCAAUGCAAAUGAUGAAAGUGAUAUUGAUUAUGGCUCGGAUGAAGAUGAUGAUCAGGAUGAUGAUAAUUAGUUCUGUUAUUCUGCUAUUAGUAUGCCCUUUUAUAUUAAUCCUUUAUUUGGCAUUUAAAAUCUCCUUUUGCCUAAUGUACAUGUAAUUAUGGUGUUAUACAGGGUGUAUAAAAAAAGGCAAUCACUUAAUAUUCAACCUUUUGUACUGUUAGCAAAUCGAUAUUCAUGAAUAUUAUGUGCUUGCCUUAUACACCCUGCACACUAUAGUUUCCACAUGACAGCAGUGACAAAUAAAGAGAUUGCAAAAGAAUGUUGUGAUUGUGAUAUGCAUUGUAGACCAUUAAAGAAAACAAUGCAAAGUAGAACAAGACAUGUCAUAUGAUCGAACAACUCAUUGUGGAAAUCAUAAUUAUUUGUAUUAAGCAAAGUACUUUAUUAUGGGAAUCCAAGGCAAAUAAUGAAGGCCAACAGUGACAUUAUUAAAAAUAAAAAUAAUCACUAUAAACUAUACUGAGCGUGAUCAUAUAAAGAAACUUUACGUACAGUUUAUGGGCCAUCCA